AUGCGAUCAACUCUCGCAGAAGCCAAUGCUUCAGCUGCUCACUUUCUGUUUCAAAAACAAGCAACGGAAGCAACCGCAGCAGUAAGGGCAGCUCGGCUGCGAUUAUCUGGUUAUAAUGAUGAGAAGCUAGAGCUGGUUCUUUUUGCACUGGAAGAUUUAAGGAAGUCAUUGAAGGAACAAGGGUCUAAUUUGAUGAUCAGGUUUGGGAAUGCAGAAAAUGUGAUAAAAGAGCUAGUACUAGAGGUGGAAGCUACCAAUGUGUUUGCGGAAGUGGAGGUAGAGUAUCACUUGCGGGAGAUAACGGGUGUUGUGGAAAAAACCUUAAGGAGAUUGCCUUUGUUUGAUAGGUGUCCGGAGAUUGUGUUGUGGCAGACUCCGUUUUAUGAUGUUAAGAAUUUGAAGGACUUGCCUGUUUCGUAUGACAAGUUUGAGAAGCUUCGAUUGGCUGUUACUUCACCUCUUCUACCUUCAAGAUUGCCUAGUGCAGAAAUAGAGUUGGACUGGGGUAAGUUUCUUUGUUUGAAAAAUGGAAGAGAAUUGUUGGUUUGUAGAAGUAUUUACAAUUGUGAUAAAGUAAGGGGGGACGAUGACUAA
Messenger RNA from Dovyalis caffra, 594 nucleotides. Lineage: Eukaryota; Viridiplantae; Streptophyta; Magnoliopsida; Malpighiales; Salicaceae. The record is from the annotation of a GenBank genome assembly.